This is a messenger RNA of Rattus norvegicus (Norway rat), 2826 nucleotides long. The record is from RefSeq and is a predicted model, not a curated record. Lineage: Eukaryota; Metazoa; Chordata; Mammalia; Rodentia; Muridae.
UGGUGGUACCAAAGGGGCUACAGAAGGGUCAGAGCACAUGGCGCCCAGAGGUGGCAACAAUUUUUCAGGAAUUAUGACCUGAGCAGCAUUGUAACUUAGGGAGCCAGAUGCAGCAGCCUCCUCUGAAUCCAGGUUUCAGUGUCCCCCCUCUGGACAGUGUGACAAGUCACCCCCUUGACUCAGAUCUGGUGAUGCAACAAACCUCCAGAUACACAAAGAACCCCAGACCAGAGGAAGGAGUCUGGGAUUCAGAGUAGAUCCAGAGGCCAGAGUAGGCUGUCUGCAGAGGAGGUCUAGGCCUUUCUUGGGUCUGUAAAAAGCCUGAAGGGCUUGGGGAAGGAGGAUGCAGAAGGGGGAAGUGAAAACCACCCCCAAGGGAAGACCAGCCUGUGUCCCCAGGCCCACAGUGGAUCUGCUUCUUGAGCAGCAGCAAGGGGAGUGUGCGUACGGUUCCUACAGAUGUACACUCACGAGGCCACACUUCUGAUUAUGGGAACCUCAGCUAGGGAGCACUGUGUACUUGGGUGGGGUUCCCAAGCUCAGUCUUCCUACUCCACAGAAUGUUUUCUCUGCUCUUCAGGCAGCCUGAGCCGAGCAGGGCCCCUCCCUCUGCUCCGGCAGCCCCCCAUCAUGCAGCCCCCGAUGGACCUGAAGCAGAUCCUGCCCUUCCCACUGGAGCCAGCCCCAACCCUGGGCCUCUUCAGCAACUACAGCACAAUGGACCCUGUACAGAAGGCUGUGCUCUCCCACACAUUUGGAGGACCCUUGCUCAAGACCAAGCGGCCAGUCAUUUCCUGUAAUGUCUGUCAAAUCCGCUUCAAUUCUCAGAGCCAGGCUGAGGCGCACUACAAGGGUAAUCGCCAUGCCCGAAGAGUCAAAGGCAUCGAAGCUGCCAAAACCCGAGGCAGGGAGCCUAGUGUCCGGGAAUCAGGAGAUCCGGCUCCAGCAGGCAGCACCCCUCCAAGUGGGGAUGGCGUAGCCCCUCGUCCAGUUUCCAUGGAGAAUGGCCUGGGUCCAGCCCCAGGAUCCCCAGAGAAACAGCCGGGCUCCCCAUCUCCUCCCAGUGUUCCAGAGUCUGGACAGGGUGUAACCAAGGGUGAAGGGGGGACUUCAGUCCCAGCUUCCCUGCCUGGGGGUAGCAAGGAAGAAGAGGAGAAAGCUAAGCGUCUGCUCUACUGUGCACUGUGCAAGGUGGCUGUGAACUCCCUGUCCCAGCUUGAGGCACAUAACAAAGGUACUAAGCACAAGACAAUUUUGGAGGCCCGAAGUGGGCUGGGACCCAUCAAAGCUUACCCUCGGUUGGGGCCUCCCACUCCUGGGGAACCAGAGGCUCCUGCCCAGGACCGAACCUUCCACUGUGAGAUCUGCAAUGUCAAGGUCAAUUCGGAGGUCCAGCUGAAACAGCACAUCUCCAGCAGGAGGCACCGAGAUGGCGUGGCUGGGAAGCCCAACCCUCUACUGAGCCGGCACAAGAAACCUAGGGGCGCUGCAGAGCUGGCGGGCACGCUGACUUUCUCCAAGGAGCUGCCCAAGUCCCUGGCCGGUGGCCUGCUCCCCAGCCCCCUAGCGGUGGCUGCGGUGAUGGCCGCUGCAGCAGGCUCUCCGCUGUCCCUGCGCCCAGCUCCAGCUGCACCUCUUCUGCAGGGACCACCGAUCACACACCCUCUACUCCACCCUGCCCCAGGACCCAUCCGAACUGCGCACGGACCCAUCCUCUUCUCCCCCUACUGACCUCAACCCUGAACCCCUCCCAUUGAAUCCCCCACCUCCAGCCGGGACCCAGGUCUCCGGGCUCCCAGCCCGCCCCUUCUCCCGGCGCUCCCUGAAUGGUCUCUCCUUCCCCCCACCCCGAGGUACGGGGUUCCAGGAAAGGGGAGGGGUAGCGGGGGAGGGGGGCUUCAGAAGGGGGGGAACACCCCAGAUCUCAGGGAACCCCGCCCCCUGCCCUUCCCUCUCCCCUAGAAAAGAGGGGGGCCGUCUCACCCCCGAGCCCCCUCGGAGACACCCCCUCCCAAAAGCCAUGUCCAUCCAACCCUUCCCCUCCAAACCUAGCACAAAACGGGGUUCACAAGCCAUGGUCGGGGCCCGGGGGGAGAACAUGGAUUUUCUUGGCAAUAAGCGGACUCUGGGACUCCGGCUCCCCUACCCCAAACUAAAGCGCUUCCGUGAACAACCCCGUCCUCCGCAGGGGGAGGGGAACAGGCGGGAUCCUGGGUCCCUCGUAAGCACUUUGGUUUUACCGCCUGCAACCUCACUGUGCCCGCCCCGCACCAUGCCCCAGCCCCAGGUCCAGCUGGGCCCAUCGCAGGGGGCAGCACUUGGGGGCAUCUCAGGCACUUGGGUGGGACCAAGGAGAUGCCCUCAUAGACCCUUCCCUCGCCUUCUUCCUCCCCGGUCCGGGUUCCAUUCUUUUCACCAGCACCCAUCGCCCAAGGGGUACCAAGGGGGGCAAGGGGUGUCCAGUCCAAGCCCACCCCCGCCUCGCCUUCCGCAAAACUGUGAGCAAAAAGCAAUAGAAGCCUCGCCCCCGCCCCGGCCCGUCCCUUUCCGCAGGAUUUGCCGUCUGUAGCCUCCCCAUUCCAGUUCCUAGACCUCAUGGCUGCCCCCUCCCGUGACACCUCCACUGCACAACUCGGGCGGGGGCGUGACCCCCAACCCAUCCCUUCUGUGGUUUCUAUGUGGUCAGCCCUUCCAGCCGCCGACCCAGGAUGGGGACCGGCCCCCACUGGCCCUCCCCUCCCCAUGGACUCUUUCUGCUUGACAAUGUAGCAAACCCCCUUCCUCUUUCUCCUUGACAAUAAAGUCUAGAUUUGUUCUGCCCUCCUG